CUAUAAAACAUAUUUAAGCCAAAACCCUUUUGUUAUUUUCCACGAUCCAGCAUAUUCACUCGACACGAUCCUUCAUAUUCACCGAUCGGGUGCCUUAACUGCUUCAAAAUUCUGUAAAUCCGUCGUCUCUCCCGCCGGCGUAAGAAUCGUUCAUUUCAAAUGAAGAAACGAAGAAAGAAUAACCAUAACCACACUGAAAACAAAGACAGAAUCAGUGAUUUACCCGAUUGCAUUCUCUUUCACAUACUCUCCUCUUUAGAAACCAAACAUGCCGUUCAAACUACCAUUCUUUCCACAAGAUGGAACAAUCUCUGGAAACGUCUUCCAACCCUUAGAUUAAACUCCUCACACUUUAAAACUCUCAAGAGUUUUACCAAAUUCGUGUCUCGGGUUUUGUCUCUUCGCGAUGACUCAACCGCGUUACACACUUUAUAUUUCCAACGCAAAGGUUGCGUGGAGCCUCCUAUACUUAGUAAGCUUGUAGAAUACGCUGCUUCGCAUAAUGUCCAACGGUUAGAUAUCUUUGUGAGAUGUGACGGUGUCUACUUUCCACCGUAUUUCUUUAAAUGUAACACUUUAACAUCUCUUAACCUCUCUAGUUCGCCUAUACCUAAUACCGCGAAAAAACCUUUUCCAAGUUUGAUGACAUUACCAGCAUUAACUAGCUUGUCCUUACAAUGGUUUGCCUUUCACGGUAACAAUAGUGGUCGUGUUGAGCCCUUUUCAAGAUUUAAAAGGUUGAAUACUUUGAUCCUUGAGAAUUGUCAAAUUGUUGGUGUACCAAAUUUGUGCAUAUCAAGCACCACACUUGCCAAUUUAACAAUACAAUCGAACGAUGGACUUAGUGACUUUUGCGGAAUUGAGUUGUCUGCUCCAAGUCUUUGUACCUUUUCUUUUACUGGUAAUCCUCUUGAGAUACGCUACGGGAGCCGUCUUUCGUCUAUUGAACAUGUAAGCAUUGAUGUAAAUGUAGCUUGGAUUUCUGAAAAGUUUCCUUCAGUUUUGCUUAGUUGGCUGAUAGAGUUUUCUUCUAUCAAAUCAUUGGCGGUCUCUUCAACUACUCUUCAGGUUCUCUCCGUAGUUCCUGAUUUAUUGAAGGUUGAGUUUUCUUCCUUAUGUAACUUGAAGUCGCUGAAAGUAAAAAUGAGACAAUUUACAGAUGGCUUAUCCAGGACGUUGAUAGAGGCCAACAUAUCACAACUGCUUUCCAGGUUAGAGGAAGCGUUUAAAGAAAGAUCUAAAACACACUCAUCUAUACCUGAUGGUAUAGUUGACUUUUUGCUUCAAAACUCGCCUUCAGCAAAAGUUGAUGUCAUUACCUAGAUUGUAAAAGUUCAUGGUGCUUAACCAGUAGAGAAUCAAGGAAGGAAAAUAAUUUGAAGUGGUGUGAUUGGUCCGAGGAAAUGUGUUUCCAAUUGCAGAGAAAAAGAAAGCCAAGCAACUGAAGCAACUAAACAAAUGCAGAGGUUGACUUUAAAGCACUUAAAGAAGAGAAGGAACGAGCAAAGGCCAAGUUGUUGGAUCAUAUAAAAAAUGAGUGUAUUAUAGAGUACUUGUAAAAAGAGAUCUAUGCAUUUUCGGUCUGUGCAUGUUUCUUGCGUUUUCAUGCAUUUCUGGGUGUGCAUGAAUCUGUUUCAUGUGCUUCUGUUGUGUGUAUAACAUUUCUGAUUGAGAACUCAAGAGUGAGAAAAUGAUCAAUUAUAUUAUAUGAUUCUCGGUUUAUUGAUACAA
Medicago truncatula (barrel medic) is the source of this 1731-nucleotide messenger RNA. RefSeq names its product FBD-associated F-box protein At1g66310. Gene Ontology annotation, molecular function: protein binding. The record is from RefSeq and is a predicted model, not a curated record. Lineage: Eukaryota; Viridiplantae; Streptophyta; Magnoliopsida; Fabales; Fabaceae. The transcript is spliced from 4 exons. The coding region runs from base 160 to 1323 and encodes 387 amino acids.